Messenger RNA from Vicugna pacos (alpaca), 4841 nucleotides. It is a transcript of the gene PHLPP1, whose product is annotated as PH domain and leucine rich repeat protein phosphatase 1. The record is from RefSeq and is a predicted model, not a curated record. Lineage: Eukaryota; Metazoa; Chordata; Mammalia; Artiodactyla; Camelidae. Gene Ontology annotation, cellular component: cytoplasm. Gene Ontology annotation, molecular function: protein binding.
GGUGCAGCCCGCGAUCGGCCUCGGGAGGAGAAAACGUCGACCCCGGGGGGGAACGGGGCGACCACGGAGAAGACGCCUCCAACGCCCACCCUGUAUGUGCAGCUCCACGGAGAGACCACCCGGCGCCUGGAGGCGGACGAGAAGCCAUUGCAGAUCCAAAAUGACUACCUCUUCCAACUGGGAUUUGGGGAGUUGUGGAGGGUGCAGGAGGAAGGCAUGGACUCGGAGAUCGGCUGUCUCAUCCGCUUCUAUGCAGGAAAACCUCACAGCACCGGUAGCUCUGAACGGAUUCAGCUCUCAGGAAUGUAUAAUGUCCGUAAAGGCAAAAUGCAGUUGCCAGUGAGCCGAUGGACCAGACGCCAAGUCAUCCUGUGUGGGACCUGCCUAAUAGUCUCGUCUGUGAAAGACAGCUUGGCCGGAAAGAUGCAUGUCCUGCCACUGAUUGGUGGGAAAGUAGAAGAAGUGAAAAAGCACCAGCACUGUUUAGCAUUUAGCUCCUCUGGACCCCAAAGCCAGACUUACUACAUUUGUUUUGAUACGUUCACAGAGUAUUUAAGAUGGCUUCGACAAGUCUCCAAGGUUGCAUCACAGCGUAUUAGCUCAGUGGACCUCUCAUGUUGUAGCCUGGAGCAUCUGCCUGCCAACCUUUUCUACAGCCAAGACCUCACUCAUCUCAAUUUAAAACAAAACUUCCUAAGGCAGAAUCCCAGUCUGCCAACUGCCAGGGGGCUCAAUGAACUGCAGAGGUUCACCAAGUUGAAGAGUCUUAACCUUUCCAAUAAUCAUUUAGGGGACUUCCCAUUAGCAGUCUGCAAUAUUCCAACCCUGGCCGAGCUGAAUGUGUCCUGCAAUGCCCUCCGAGCAGUCCCAGCAGCCGUCGGAGUUAUGCACAACUUACAGACAUUCUUGUUGGAUGGAAACUUUCUCCAGACCCUUCCUGCUGAGUUGGAGAACAUGCAUCAGCUUAGUUAUCUUGGUCUUUCUUUCAAUGAGUUCACUGACAUUCCAGAAGUGUUGGAGAAAUUGACUGCUGUGGAUAAGCUUUGUAUGUCUGGAAACUGUAUGGAGACUCUUAGGCUACAGGCUUUAAGAAAAAUGCCUCACAUGAAACAUGUGGACCUAAGACUGAACACAAUUAGGAAGCUAAUAGCAGAUGAAGUGGACUUUCUUCCUCACGUCACUCAGCUUGAUCUGCGCGACAAUAAGCUUGGUGAUCUAGAUGCGAUGGUUUUCAACAACAUUGAGGUUUUACACUGUGAAAGGAAUCAACUGGUGACGUUAAACAUCUGUGGCUAUUUCCUAAAAGCACUCUAUGCCUCUUCUAAUGAACUUGUUCAACUUGAUGUUUACCCAGUUCCAAAUUAUCUGUCCUACAUGGACGUUUCAAGGAACCGCUUAGAAAACGUGCCUGAGUGGGUAUGUGAAAGCCGAAAGCUAGAAGUUUUGGAUAUUGGUCAUAAUCAAAUAUGUGAACUUCCUGCAUGCUUAUUUUGUAACAGUAGUCUCCGGAAACUGCUGGCAGGACACAACCAGCUGACAAGGCUUCCUGAAAGGCUGGAAAGAACGUCAGUGGAGGUGUUGGAUGUGCAGCACAACCAGCUCCUGGAGCUGCCGCCCAACCUUCUGAUGAAGGCCGACAGCCUGAGAUUCCUGAAUGCAUCUGCAAACAAACUGGAAACCCUUCCUCCUGCCACACUUUCUGAAGAGACAAACAGCAUCUUACAGGAAUUGUAUUUGACAAAUAACAACCUCACAGAUAAGUGCGUGCCGUUGUUAACAGGACACCCCCAUCUGAAGAUUCUUCACAUGGCCUAUAACCGACUUCAGAGUUUUCCAGCAAGUAAAAUGGCAAAGCUGGAGGAACUUGAAGAAGUUGACAUCAGUGGGAAUAAACUGAAAUCCAUCCCCACAACCAUCAUUAAUUGCAGGCGCAUGCACACUGUGAUCGCUCACUCCAACUGCAUCGAAGUCUUCCCUGAAGUGAUGCAGCUCCCAGAAAUCAAGUGCGUGGACCUGAGCUGCAACGAGCUGAGUGAAGUCACUUUACCAGAAAACCUGCCUCCAAAACUCCAAGAACUAGACCUGACGGGGAAUCCCCGACUUGCCCUCGAUCACAAAACCCUGGAGCUGCUCAAUAACAUCCGCUGUUUCAAGAUUGAUCAGCCUUCGGCAGGAGACGCGUCUGGAGCCCCAGCUGUAUGGAGCCAUGGCUACACCGAAGCUUCAGGGGUGAAAAACAAGUUGUGUGUUGCAGCCCUGUCAGUGAAUAACUUCUGUGACAACCGGGAGGCCCUGUAUGGUGUAUUUGAUGGAGACCGGAACGUGGAGGUGCCCUACCUUCUCCAGUGUACCAUGAGUGACAUUUUGGCGGAAGAGCUGCAGAAAACAAAAAACGAAGAAGAGUACAUGGUCAAUACAUUCAUUGUUAUGCAAAGGAAGCUUGGAACUGCUGGGCAGAAACUUGGAGGUGCUGCUGUCCUUUGUCACAUCAAGCAUGACCCUGUGGACCCUGGAGGGCCCUUCAUCUUGACCUCUGCUAACGUGGGCAAGUGCCAAACAGUCCUCUGUCGGAAUGGGAAGCCGCUGCCUCUGUCCAGAUCGUACGUCAUGAGCUGUGAAGAAGAACUGAAGAGAAUUAAACAGCACAAGGCCAUCAUCACUGAGGAUGGCAAAGUGAAUGGAGUGACCGAGUCCACGCGCAUCCUGGGCUACACCUUCCUCCACCCCAGCGUGGUGCCUCGCCCCCACGUGCAGUCCGUGCCCCUGACCCCGCAGGACGAGUUCUUCAUCCUGGGUAGUAAAGGCUUGUGGGACAGCCUGUCCAUCGAGGAGGCGGUGGGGGCCGUGCGCAACGUGCCCGACGCCCUGGCUGCCGCCAAGAAGCUGUGCACCCUGGCACAGAGCUACGGCUGCCACGACAGCAUCAGCGCCGUGGUGGUGCAGCUCAGCGUCACGGAGGACAGCUUCUGCUGCUGCGAGCUCGGCGCCGGCGGGGCCGUGCCGCCGCCCAGCCCCGGCAUCUUCCCUCCGUCCGUCAGCAUGGUGAUCAAGGACCGGCCAUCCGACGGGCUGGGCGUGCCGUCCUCCAGCAGCGGCAUGGCCUCGGAGAUCAGCAGCGAGCUCUCCACGUCGGAGAUGAGCAGCGAGGUGGGGUCCACGGCCUCGGACGAGCCGGCGCCGGGAGCCCUGAGCGAGAGCAGCCCCGCCUACCCCAGCGAGCCGCGCUGCACGCUCCACCCCGUCUGCCUGUCCAACUCCUUCCAGCGCCAGCUGUCCAGCGCCACUUUCUCCAGCGCCUUCUCCGACAACGGCCUCGACAGCGACGACGAAGAGCCGAUCGAGGGCGUCUUCAGCAACGGCAGCCGGGUGGAGGUGGAGGUGGACAUCCACUGCAGCCGGGCCAAGGAAAAGGAGAGACAGCAGCACCUGCUCCAGGUGCCGGCCGAGGCCAGCGACGAGGGCAUCGUCAUCAGCGCCAACGAGGACGAGCCGGGUCUGCCCAGAAAGGCGGACUUCGCCACCGUGGGGACCAUGGGGCGCCGGAGGCCUAACGGCUCGGUGGCGCCGCAGGAAAGGAGCCACAACGUGAUAGAGGUGGCCACGGACGCGCCUCUCCGCAAGCCGGGCGGCUAUUUCGCAGCCCCGGCUCAGCCGGACCCUGAUGACCAGUUCAUCAUUCCGCCAGAGCUGGAGGAGGAGGUCAAGGAGAUCAUGAAACACCACCAGCAGCAGCAGCCGCCGCCGCCGCCGCCGCCGCCGCCCCAGCUACACCUGCAGCAGCCGCAGCGGCAGUGCCCGGCCGAGCAGCUGCCAGACUGCUGUGACACACCGCUCUGACCCACCCGAGCGCAGUUCACAAAUAAACUAACCAAGAAAGACUGAGUUGCAAGAGUCUCCCAGGCUCACAUUAAACCAGGGGUUUACUCCGCGCCCUUCCCCCAGACGCUUUGCCCACCUGUCUUUGCAGCUAGUCGCUAGGUUCCCCUUCUGUUGGUCACUUUUUAAAUAAUUACCACUUUCUUCUAGUGAUGCUUUCCAAUACGAUUUAAAUUUGUUAACUUCUUCCCCUAACAUAUCAGAUGUGUAAAGACAAAGAACAAAAGGUUUAAUAUAUUACAGAGAAACAGUUAAUGAUAAUGUAAUAUUUUUUAAAAUGGCUUUUUGUUGUUUUGUUUGUUUGGAAGGCAGGGCAGGUUGCCAGUGCUAAAUGAUUUAAUAAUAUUGUAAUUCUGUAUUUCUUUGGCAGGGGGGAAGGCCUUUUUUUUUUUUUUUUUGUCUUGAAAAUGAUAGACAUUUGUAGAAUAUGGAGACUAACUCCUAGGAGUUGCUUUACUCUGUCAAGUGACUUAAGUCACUGGGAUUCACUAAUUUUCUCUGAGAGAACAGUUGAUUGAGAAAUUUCUCCUGUAUAUAGCUCAGUGUUGUAUAGUGACGCUUCAAAUGUUUUGUAGUUUUGGCAUAAGGGACACAGCCUGAACAACUGACCCCCCCGCCCCCUCUGAUGUGCCUUCCUGCCCACGCCCACCUCCCCCCCUCACCUUUUUCAUGCAUUACACGAUGAGCCUAAGCAGCUAAGAGCAUCGCUGUUCAAACACGGUGGAUCUUAGGCCAGUGGAAAUGACCCUGCACCCGAGGGGCCUCUGAACUUCUUCCUCUCCUGUUUCCACUCAGCCCUUGACUUUUGCAGACACUUUUUAAUUGUGUUCCUUACUGCUGCCACAAUCAGCAUGAUUGUAUAGAGUUCAGUUAGAUCAUUUACAUACCAAGAGUUAUAUUAAAGCAGAAUGCACAAAUGAACAUGUCAUAAUUUUUGUUAUAAUAAAUAUAAAAUUUACAAGCAU